This is a messenger RNA of Sinocyclocheilus anshuiensis, 1246 nucleotides long. RefSeq names its product RNA binding protein fox-1 homolog 3-like. The record is from RefSeq and is a predicted model, not a curated record. Gene Ontology annotation, cellular component: nucleus; cytoplasm. Gene Ontology annotation, molecular function: mRNA binding. Lineage: Eukaryota; Metazoa; Chordata; Actinopteri; Cypriniformes; Cyprinidae. The transcript has 12 exons. Bases 7 to 1122 code for a protein of 371 amino acids. Gene Ontology annotation, biological process: nervous system development; regulation of alternative mRNA splicing, via spliceosome.
GGUUUAAUGUGGAAAUCAUCCUCUCUGAGCUCCAUGGCAAACUCUGCAUGCGUGCUGCUGUCCGGCUCCGGGAUGCUGCCUCAUUCGCUGCACGCGCCGCCUGCCUUCCUCUACUUGUCCGAGGGUAAUCAGGAGGCCAGCAAUCCGGCGGACGCGAUGGCCCAGACUUACACCCCGCAGUUCGCUCAUCCCCCGCAGAACGGCAUCCCCGCCGAUUUCACCGCGAUUCCCAUGCAAGACUACACAGGACAGAACCGCGUCCCGGAUCACAGCCUGACGCUCUACACGCCGGCACAGACUCACAGCGAUCUGAUCAACGCCGACAGCAACACGCCAGCCAUCAGCAGCAGCAGCAACACAGCACCGACGGAAGACGUGACGCAAACAGAAGUUUCCCAGCAGGUGCUGCAUUCAGAGUCCACGGAAAAACAGCAGCCCAAACGGUUGCACGUCUCCAACAUCCCCUUCCGCUUCCGCGACCCAGAUUUACGGCAAAUGUUUGGGCAAUUUGGGAAGAUCUUAGAUGUGGAGAUUAUCUUUAAUGAAAGAGGAUCAAAGGGCUUUGGCUUUGUAACUUUUGAAACGAGCACAGACGCAGAUCGUGCACGGGAGAAACUAAACGGUACAAUCGUAGAAGGACGUAAAAUCGAGGUGAACAACGCCACGGCGAGAGUGAUGACGAAUAAGAAAGUAGUAAACCCGUACACAAACAGCUGGAAACUCAAUCCGGUGGUAGGAGCCGUUUACGGACCUGAGCUCUACGCAGUGACGGGCUUCCCGUAUCCCACGGCAGGAACCACGGUGGCGUACAGAGGCGCUCAUUUACGAGGCAGAGGUCGUGCCGUUUACAACACCUUCCGUACGGCUCCUCCUCCUCCACCCAUCCCGGCCUACGGCACGGUGUUGUAUCAGGACGGAUUCUACGGCGCGGAGAUCUACGGUGGAUAUGCAGCAUACAGAUAUACUCAGCCUGCAACAGCUACAGCGUACAGCGACAGUUAUGGGAGAGUCUAUGCAACUACUGACCCAUAUCACCACAGCAUCGGCCCGGCAGCUACUUACAGCGUGGGGACCAUGGCGAGCCUGUACAGAGGAGGCUACAGCCGCUUCACGCCCUACUAGAGAGACUAAACCACUGAUUAGGCAAACUAACACACAAAACCGCUAGACUCAUUCUGCUACAUGGAGUGCGAUUUCAAACUAAAAUGCUUCCAGGUCACCCUAUGACCUCAUCCCGACAACAUUC